This is a messenger RNA of Rangifer tarandus platyrhynchus (Svalbard reindeer), 765 nucleotides long. The record is from the annotation of a GenBank genome assembly. Lineage: Eukaryota; Metazoa; Chordata; Mammalia; Artiodactyla; Cervidae.
AUGAGCCCAGCCCGAAUGGUGAGAAGGGUGAGUGAGGCCAGGGGGCGGGGAUGGCAUUCAGACUCCACUGGGGGGACCAGCAAGUGCAGAGGCCGUGAGGAGGGGAGGCACCCCUGUGUUCUGGAGCAGCUUGGCUGGACUGAAGCCAGAGAGUGGGUGGGGCCAGAUGGAUUGCACUGGAAGCUACAGGAGCCUUCAGCAGGGUGGCAGGUCUGCUAUUUGCUUUCAGGAGAUUGCCCUGGUGGCUGCAUACAGAUGGCUGAGCUGGGAGAGUGGCUGGGAAGCCUCCUGCUCCCCCUGAGGUCCCCAAGGGGUGGCCUUGGCUUCUCUAAGGCCACAUCUGGCUACCACAAUAGAUGGCGGAAGGCAUGCCUUGGCUGCCCUCAACUUAUCCCAAAGGGCUGGCCCAUGCCCUGUUCUGCAAGAUGCUCUAAUGAUAACAGAUGGUGCCCUUGGAAGCAAAGUAAAAGCCGUGGGCAGAACGUUUGCCCUGGGUCAGCAUGUGAGGUGGAGCGGCGAUCGGCCUCAGCCACUGAAGCGCAGAGAGGAAUGUGCCCGAGGAGUCAGGACCUACAGGAAGGGAAGACGUGGGUCCAGGAAGGGAAGGCACCGCCUUGGGAGACCCCAUCUCUGACUCCUUACAGUUUUGUUUCCUUUCAGAGACAACCUCAUCAGCCUGCCGUGGGUCAAGGGUCAGGCCAGGUCCUGGCUCCACCCUGCUUCACACCGCACGCCUCACCUCCCAUCCCCCACCACUGUUCUUAG